GAAAAUAUGAGAAAGUACACUAAAGAGAGGGAAAUGACAAAUGAAAAUAGAAAAGGACAAGAGUUCAUAAAGACAUCCGUUUAAUGGUCUUUUGCGGAAUCCAGAAAAAUUUUGUGAAAGUUUUAGAUUCCCCAUUUUCACGCUCUCUCUUUAGCCACCUCAUAAACCAAAUGCUAAUCGAGGUUUCAUUUUAAUGGCGGACAAUUCUCAAUUCGGGACUCCAUCUCUACCCCUCUAUCUAUUCUGACUUACUGUUGAGUUUCUGACUGUCAAUUCAGCUUCAAGAUAAACAAUGGGUGUUAAACUGUUACUGUGUGAACUUCCUUUCUUCCUUUGCCUGUUCUUUGCUCUUGUUUCAGCGUCUCCCUCUUUCCAGAAGCUGCAAGUCCGUAAACAUUUGAAUCGUUUGAAUAAACCUUCUGUCAAAACCAUUCAGAGCUCAGAUGGUGAUAAAAUUGACUGUGUUCCCAUUCAUCAUCAACCAGCCUUUGAUCAUCCUUUUCUGAAGAAUCAUACAAUUCAGAUGAGACCAAAUUAUCACCCUGAAGGUUUAUUUGAUGAGAGCAAAGUGAAGGUAGGCUCGAAACCGAAACCAAGAAGCCAACCAAUUACACAGCUGUGGCACUCCAAUGGUAAAUGUCCACAUGGGACUAUCCCCAUUAGGAGAACUAAGGAGGAGGAUGUAUUGAGAGCUAGUUCUGUUAAGAGAUAUGGACGGAAGAAGCACCGCAGCUUUGCUAAGCCCAGGUCUCCAGAUCCCGACCUUGUUAACCAAAGUGGCCAUCAGCAUGCAAUUGUGUAUGUUGAAGGAGACAAGUAUUUCGGAGCAAAGGCAACCAUAAACGUUUGGGAACCAAAAAUUCAGCAGCCUAAUGAGUUCAGUUUGUCACAAAUCUGGAUUUUGGGAGGUUCCUUUGGUGAAGAUCUAAAUAGCAUUGAAGCUGGUUGGCAGGUCAGUCCUGAUCUUUAUGGGGAUAACAACACAAGGCUCUUCACAUACUGGACAAGUGAUGCAUAUCAGGCCACAGGUUGCUACAACCUGUUAUGCUCAGGAUUCAUACAAAUCAACAGCGAGAUAGCAAUGGGAGCAAGUAUCUCCCCUGUCUCUGGGUUUCGAAAUUCCCAAUACGAUAUCAAUAUUCUUAUCUGGAAGGAUCCAAAGGAAGGGAACUGGUGGAUGCAGUUUGGGAAUGACUAUGUACUGGGCUACUGGCCAUCAUUCUUGUUCUCGUACUUGGCGGAUAGUGCUUCAAUGAUAGAAUGGGGAGGAGAGGUAGUUAACUCAGAACCAGAUGGACAUCAUACGUCGACUCAAAUGGGGAGUGGCCGUUUUCCAGAGGAAGGCUUUGGCAAAUCAAGUUACUUCAAAAACAUACAGGUUGUUGACGAGUCGAACAAUCUCAAGGCCCCAAAAGAUAUUGGUACCUUCACCGAGCAGCCUAACUGUUACAAUGUUCAAACGGGCAGUAACGGUGAUUGGGGUCAUUUCUUUUAUUAUGGAGGCCCUGGAAGAAACCCCAACUGCCCUUAGUUUUCAAAUGUAACUUGAAGUAAUACUCAAAAGUAGAAUGUUAUUAAAUUAUUACCCUUAAAAUAGAAGUAUCAAUUUUUAGAAAUGGAGCAGAAGCAGAGCAGAGGUACCCCAAUGGGCAAUGGGAAUGACUUCAAUCUCGCCUUGCUCUUGUAUAGAGUCUGAGUCAUUAACCCAGUAUCCCGCAUAAGAAAAGACUUGCUCUUGUAUAAUAUGUUGUAUCUCGGUGUUUUAACACCUUAUUUCUCGCUCCAAUGUCCCUUUGUUCUAUAUCGAUUUUUAUUGCUCACUAGUAUUGGGUUUUGAAACUCCUUCUCUAUGCAAGUCGAAGUGUGUGUAUGCAGGGAAGGUAUAAGGAUGCGGCCUGAGUUUCUCGCAUUAGCCUUGGUUCCAAAACAGAAUCGGAUAGCGGGUUAAGAGAGGAACGGGUCUGCUUUCAAUGCUAGUAUAUCAUUUGUAAUUAAUGAGAUCAUCUCAUAUAACAAUUUGUUUAAGGUGUUAAAUGCAUUUGGUCUUUGUUUAUGGAA
Molecule: messenger RNA, 2058 nt
Organism: Amaranthus tricolor (Joseph's coat)
Lineage: Eukaryota; Viridiplantae; Streptophyta; Magnoliopsida; Caryophyllales; Amaranthaceae
Exons: 7
Coding region: 293-1531 (412 amino acids)
Source: RefSeq, a predicted model, not a curated record